UGCGACUCAGGCUCUUCGUGGGAGCCACAGUGGAAGCUUUGAGAGAGAGAGAGAGAGAGAGAGAGAGAGAGAUUAGGGUGGCCGAAGGCGAGAUUUGAGAUCGGGAAUUGGCACGUCGAGAGGGAACGGGCAAUGGAAUGGAUCAAGCUACGCAGUUUGAUGUUGUCGUCUGCAGUUCUACGGUUGCUCCUGGUGGCCUACGGUGAGUGGCAGGACGCACACAUGGAGGUCCGGUACACCGACGUCGACUAUCUCGUUUUUUCCGAUGCAGCUGCCUUGGUUGCAGCCGGAAGGUCGCCGUUUGAGCGCUCUACGUACCGCUAUUCGCCCCUUCUGGCUUUCUUACUCGUCCCCAAUUCCUUCAUCCAUCCAUCUUGGGGAAAGAUCCUCUUUUCAGCCGCUGAUUUGCUUGUGGGGUUGUUUGUUGAUGCUAUUUGUAAGCUGCGUGGUGUGCCAGAGAAUCUGCGACUUUGGUCAGUUGCAGCAUGGCUCUUCAAUCCAUUCACUUUCACCAUUGGUACAAGGGGAAACUGUGAACCCAUUGUUUGUGCCGUGAUCUUAUGGAUCAUUUUGUGUGUUAUGAAUGGUAAAGUAAUUCAGGCAGCAUUCUGGUAUGGGCUUAUUGUUCAUUUCAGAAUAUAUCCCAUUAUAUAUUCUCUUCCAUUGAUCAUAGUUCUGAGCAAACAAGGUAUAGAUUCUUCCAGAAAGCCAAACCUUACACAAUGGAGCUCGCAACAACAUAUGUCAUAUUGCAAUUCAAGAGCUUCUUCAAAAGCAUCAAAUUGCUGGAGUUCUAUGUGGCUUUUUCUGGGAGGCAUUCUAUCAUGGAAUACUAUAGCAUUUGGGUUGCUUUCGGCAACCAUAUUUUUCCUCUUAACUAUUGGCUUCUUCUAUCUUUAUGGAUCAGAAUUUUUAAAUGAAGCACUACUAUAUCACCUCACAAGGACAGACCCACGGCACAACUUCUCCAUAUACUUCUAUCAUGUCUAUCUCCAUCACCAAUUGGGAUUCUCAAUUUAUGAGAAGCUUGCAUCCUUUCUACCUCAAUUGAUGGUGCAACUUGUUCUUAUCUUCUCUUUUGCAGAUGAUCUUUCGUUCUGUCUUUUUGUGCAGACAGUGGCAUUUGUAGCUUUCAACAAGGUUAUAACUGCACAGUAUUUUGUUUGGUUCUUCUGUCUUCUGCCUCUGAUUCUUCCCUGGACCAGCAUGAAAAUGAAGUGGAAAGGUUUUAUAUGCAUAACCGUGUGGAUGACAUCUCAAAUGCACUGGCUGAUGUGGGCAUACCUACUAGAGUUCAAGGGAAGGAAUGUCUUCAUACAGUUAUGGGUAGCAAGUUUGUUGUUCUUGGCGGCAAACACAUUUGUGCUGCUCACGAUUAUCCAGUAUCACAAGUACUCACCAAUCUUCAUGCCGUCAGCAACUUCUGACUACACCGACACUAAGAAGUCGGAGUGACUUAUUUUCUUUAUUUUUUACUUGUCGGUAGGAUCUAUUUUAAUGUUAAUACUACUUAAGUUGAUUGCCUGUUAAGUACUAUAAAUAUUUUUUUCACUUCUUUGAGAAGCUGGAGAUGGUAGAAAGUUCAAUCCA
Zingiber officinale is the source of this 1590-nucleotide messenger RNA. RefSeq names its product GPI mannosyltransferase 1-like. NCBI's taxonomy places the organism in Eukaryota, Viridiplantae, Streptophyta, Magnoliopsida, Zingiberales, Zingiberaceae. Gene Ontology annotation, biological process: GPI anchor biosynthetic process. The coding region runs from base 133 to 1455 and encodes 440 amino acids. Gene Ontology annotation, cellular component: glycosylphosphatidylinositol-mannosyltransferase I complex; membrane. Gene Ontology annotation, molecular function: alpha-1,4-mannosyltransferase activity; GPI mannosyltransferase activity. The transcript is spliced from 4 exons. The record is from RefSeq and is a predicted model, not a curated record.